Messenger RNA from Alternaria atra, 1080 nucleotides. RefSeq lists its product as uncharacterized. Gene Ontology annotation, biological process: secondary metabolic process. The transcript has a single exon. Gene Ontology annotation, molecular function: hydrolase activity; carboxy-lyase activity. The record is from RefSeq and is a predicted model, not a curated record. Bases 1 to 1080 code for a protein of 359 amino acids. Gene Ontology annotation, cellular component: cytoplasm; cytosol. NCBI's taxonomy places the organism in Eukaryota, Fungi, Ascomycota, Dothideomycetes, Pleosporales, Pleosporaceae.
AUGACACAUCCACUACCCGAAAGAAUAGACGUUCACUCUCACUUUCUCCCACCCUUCUACCGGACCGCUCUGGCAGCAAAUGGUCACACUCAUCCCGACGGCAUGCCAGCAAUUCCCGAAUGGUCUCCAGACCGCCACUUAGAGAUGAUGAAAGCCGCCAAUGUCUCGAAAUCCAUUUUGUCCAUCUCCAGCCCCGGAACACACAUCAAAUCCAGCAACCCCACACUAGGCAUAGACCUAACACGACAAUGCAACGCCUAUGCCUCGUCUCUCAAGCAAGAACAUCCCGAUAGAUUCGGUGUCUGGGCUGCACUUCCAUUACCGAAUGUCGAAGCGAGUUUAGCUGAGAUAGACAAAUGUAUUGAGGAAGGCGUCGAGGGAUUUGGAUUGCUAACGAAUUACCAUGGGUACUAUAUCGGCGAUGAGGCGUUGGAUAUUGUGUUCGAUAAGCUGAAUGACAUUGGCGCGACGGUGUUUAUUCAUCCUACCAAACCUUGCAUGAAACACGGCGGUACUAGUACGAACGAUACGUCGUCGUCAUCAUCAUCAUCAUCAUCAGAUCAACCUACAGACGCACUACCAUUCGGCGACCAAUACCCUGUUCCUAUUUUCGAAUUCUUCUUCGACACUGCAAGGGCGGUCAUCAAUCUCUUCAGUACGGGGACCGUGGACCGGUGCCCAAAUAUCAAAUUCAUCGUUCCGCACUCCGGAGGUGGGUUGCCGCCGCUCAUGACACGGUUUAUCCAGUUCUCGAGCGUGGUGCCAGGAGGACGAGUGUUGAAUGCUUCGACGGUGCGGAGGCAGCUUGACGAGCAAUUCUAUUUUGAUCUCGCGGGGUUUGUAUUCGAUGGAGAGAGUGGAGGAAGAGGGCAGCUGAAGGCGUUUAUCGAGGGCUUUGAGAUAUCGCAUGAGAAGUUGUUGUAUGGAAGCGAUUUUCCUUUUACCCAGACGCAGUUUGUGAAGGCAUUUGCGGAUAGGAUGAAGGACGGUUUGGAAAAUCUGUUCGGUGAGAAAGAGAGGGAAGCGAUCUAUCAAGGUAAUGCAGUUGAGCUGUUGGACAAACGGAGGAGCAAGAUGUGA